This is a messenger RNA of Nylanderia fulva, 3325 nucleotides long. RefSeq lists its product as uncharacterized. Lineage: Eukaryota; Metazoa; Arthropoda; Insecta; Hymenoptera; Formicidae. The record is from RefSeq and is a predicted model, not a curated record. Gene Ontology annotation, molecular function: serine-type endopeptidase activity. Gene Ontology annotation, biological process: proteolysis.
UCGGCUUAAGCUAGUCCACGUGCGGAAGGCGUGCAUUGUCUUCGGCUUGUCAUCUCUCGGUGAAGUGUCAUAAAGGACCCGGGAGACCUUCGAACCCCGGUUUCUCGAUCGUGCGCGAUCUUUGGAAAAAAAAGGAGAUUCGGUCCUCGUCCACUUGGAGCUUUUGGAAAAGCGAUGACGCGCUCGAAGUGACUCCGAGAAAAAUCAGUGCUACCAAAAUGGCGGAAAAUUUGCAUCGGAUUUUACAGAUCGUCCGGGAUUAUCGCGCAUCUCGCCGGAGCCUUCGACGAAGCUAGAGAUUUGUGAGGAAUCUGUUAUCGUAUAGACUGUCAAGGAUCUAUAAUUAAUUAAAAUUAAUUGGUGAUUAAAUUAUGCUAAGCACAUUCGAAGUCUAAGAUUUUUUUAAAAAUGUCCGUAUUAACUCAUCAUCGAACAGGAGGUGGAAGUUGUCAGUCGUAAGAGGAAGAAGAAGAAAAAGUCGAUGAGCCAAAGAAACUGCAUGCUAAUUAAUUCCUUAAACGUUCAUGCCAGUGAAAUUUAAACUAGUCAAACAUUCAAAGAGAUUUUACAGCUUCACACUGAAUCAGGUUUCUCCUGGAAUAUUGGAGAAAUUCGAUUUUGAAAAAUCUCUACUCUUUCUCGUCAAAUGGUCCGAAGAAAUGUUCCAUUCUUGAAUUAUCUUCACCGUGUGACGAGGCUCUCUUCAUUUUGAGAUCGCGAUGACGUGCAAGGUAUCCGCGAAACAAUAAACAAACGUCACCAUGAAUCUCGCGCUCGGGAUGCUUCUGAUCACCGUAGCCGGCGCUCUCAAUCGCGAUGACAGCUACUCGUGGAAACGCCGAGAGGACAUCAAGGUCGCGGCCACGAGCCGACCGGUUCCAUCGAUUAAGGUUAAAGAAGCUCGCUUGCAGCGAUCCGGCAUACACCUGGCUCAGAAAUCGAGACCGUCGAGUUCGCUCGUCAAGGUCGACGUUCUCCAAAAUUCGCCGAGAAGGUUCGCCGAGGACUCGGACGAGCAGCAGAAUCUCUGGAACCACAGGACGCGGCAGGAAGUGACGCGCGAGAAUCGAGCGAUCGAGAGCACUCUGAAGAACGUCAUCGGCAGACCGCCCUUGCACAAGGUCGAGCAGUACGAGUACUUUUCGAAUUUUCCGUACAACAGCGACGAGACCACCGACGCCAUAUUGGAGAACGCGGAUUUUCCUGCGCAGAACGCGGUGUUCUCCAAGAACGUUCAGCAAGAUUUCUUCGAUCAUAACGCGAAGGAGGAGGAGGAGACGAAGGAUUGGAGCGGACAGAAUUUAUUCGAGAAAGACCUGCAAGGGGUGGAGGAAGAAAUUGAUAUUCAGGAAUUUCUGGACGAGGUUAGGCAGAAGAAACUGAGCGGAGAACUCGAGGAACUGUUGGGUGGACAUCGCCAGGGCAGAAGAAGGAAACUCACCAGUCAGCAGCAAGGUGUUUUGCUAGUGGAAACGCUUAGGAAGAAGCGAAAUCACACCAAUGAUCAUCGAGGACAUGGUUCCAAUCUCCAGAGUGGUCUUAUGGAUAUGCUGGGCAGAAUGAUACCGCAAACGUGUAAAUAUAAAGGCGCAAAGUUCGAGUGCGGCCUUAGCAUUAGCUGCGUUUUAGGCGGUGGUCGACCUGUCGACCUUUGUUCCGGAGGUUUAAUAUGGAGCUGCUGCGUUGACGACGACGACAUACCUGAAAAGAUACGACCAACCGUGGGUUUGCUACAGAAUGCCACGUUUUCCCUAAAUCUCGGGCACCAACAGCCGUACGUGGACGACGACGUGAACAUUUACGGAAGCUCGGCGAGACCCGGAAGACCGUCUCCGGGUCAAGGAGGGACGGUCCAUCGACCCACGUUCGCCGCAAGCGGCGGCGGCAAGCCGACGAGCCUCUACGAUCCGUCUUACACAGUCUGGAACCACGAUCGGCCGAACGAUCUCGCGAUCGGCUACGAUCGGCCGACGUACGCCGUCACUCGGCCCCCGCAUCAUCAUCCGGUCCAGAUGGAUUUUCCGGUCCAGGACGAGUACGACGGUGGCGGCUACCAACCCGCCACUUCCGGCACGCACGUUCCUGCGAUCGAGGACUCGUCCAGUGCCGCCGUGGACUACUCUAGAUACCGUGGCUGCGGCGAGCUCUACACCAGGAGCAACAGGAUUGUCGGAGGACACUCGUCCAGUUUCGGCAGCCAUCCGUGGCAGGCCGCUAUUAUCAAAUCGGGAUUUCUCAGCAAGAAGCUAUCCUGCGGUGGCGCCUUGCUGAACAACCGAUGGGUCGUCACCGCAGCUCACUGUGUCGCGACGACGCCGAACAACAAUUUGAAAGUUCGACUUGGAGAGUGGGACGUUCGAGAUGCAGCAGAGCGGCUGCUCCACGAGGAAUACAACAUCGAGAGGAAAGAGGUACACCCGCAAUAUUCUCCUACCGAUUUUCGGAACGACGUGGCUUUGGUUAAGCUGUCUCGGACGGUAGCUUUCAAGCAGCACAUUGUCCCGGUUUGCCUGCCGGCGAGGAAUUUGAAGCUCUCCGGCAGAACCGCAACCGUCGCUGGUUGGGGACGAACCAGACAUGGUCAAACUUCGGCACCAUCCGUUCUUCAAGAAGUCGACGUCGAAGUAAUACCGAACGAGAGGUGUCAGAGAUGGUUCAGAGCAGCUGGAAGAAGAGAGACCAUUCACGAUGUAUUCCUAUGCGCAGGUUAUAAAGAGGGUGGACGAGAUUCUUGUCAGGGUGAUUCGGGUGGACCACUCACGAUGUCGGUGGAAGGCAGACACGUUUUGAUCGGUUUGGUUUCCUGGGGCAUCGGGUGCGGUCGCGAACACCUGCCCGGGGUGUACACCAAUAUUCAGAAAUUCGUACCCUGGAUCGAUAAAGUUAUGAGCUAAGCGAAGAAGAGAUGUCUCAGUUCCUUCGAAGCUUGUGGGUUGCUUCGCUGCCCAAAAAAAAAAAAGAAGAGAACAUGCGAGAACGACACGCACCAGUUACCAAAGUCUUGACUCAUUCUUUAAGAACUUUUGCGAUCGUAUUCUCGAUUUGAUUAUUCUUGAACAGCAGGCACUCUCUCUCUCGAAAGUGCCAAGAAACAUGAUGCUUGUUACGGCGUUGUUUAUAAAGUAUAUUCAAAGCUGAUAACGAAAUGUUAUAAAAAUUACAAUCAAUAUAUCCCAAUGAGCAAUUUACUAUGCCGGGACAAAGUUGUCGAGAUGUUGAUUAAUAUAGUAAUGAAUGGGACAUUUAAUGUAAUUGAAACAACAUUUGAACUGCUUGUAAGUUUCGUUGUUGUUGUAAUAAUUUAUUAUCACGCAUAUUCAAAUCG